CCCAGGGCCCCCGCCCCCUCGUGACGUCAUGUGGGUCGCGAGGUGGGCAGGGCCGUGACGUCACGUGGCGCUACCGGGCGGCACCGCCCCGCACAGCGGCGAGCUCAGGGUCCACGGCAGACCCACCAUGGACCUGGUACUUGAGGCUGCUGACUACCACCUGCUCACACCCUACGUGUACCCCACGGGGUGGCCGGAGGAUGAGCCGUGCCGCCAACUGCUCAGCCUCUUCGUCAUCACCAACCUGGGAGCACUCACCCUCUAUCUGCUCUUUGGAACCCUCAGCUACUACUUCAUCUUCGACCAUGAGCUGAAGAAGCACCCUCAGUUCCUAGAGAACCAGGUGCAACGGGAAAUCAUCUACGCGCUGCGCUCCCUGCCCUGGAUCAGUGUCCCCACCGUCGCUCUCUUCUUUGCUGAGGUCCGGGGCUACAGCAAACUGUAUGACAACAUUGAGGACUCCCCAUACGGAUGGCCUGGAGUCUUCCUCAGCAUGCUGUCCUUCCUCUUCUUCACUGACAUGGGCAUCUACUGGAUACACCGAGGCCUCCACCACAGGCUGUUCUAUAAGCGCUUCCACAAACCCCACCACCUCUGGAAGAUCGCAACGCCCUUUGCCAGCCAUGCCUUCCACCCCGUGGAUGGCUUCAUGCAGAGCCUGCCCUACCACGUCUACCCCUUCCUCUUCCCCCUGCAUAAAAUCACCUACCUGGGCCUCUACAUCUUCGUCAACGUCUGGACCAUCUCCAUCCAUGACGGCGACUAUCGCGUCCCCCGACUGCUACAGCACAUCAUCAACGGCUCUGCCCACCACACCGACCACCACCUCUACUUUGACUACAACUACGGGCAGUACUUCACCCUCUGGGACAAGAUUGGUGGAUCCUACAAGAGCCCCAGUGCCUUUGAGGGCAAAGGCCCCCAUGAUUACAUGCGCAAGCUGCGGGAGAAUGGCUCAGCAUAUCCCAAUGGUGACACUGACAAGACCAAGUAGGUGUCCCCGGGUUGGCUGCAACCCCAACAAACUCUGUCUCAUCUCACCCCUCCUGGGCCUUUUCGGACAACAUUCCCCCAUAGAAGGAGUCCCCACUUCCUCCCAUUGCUCAGCACAUCUCAGCAUCCCAAACCCUUCGCUCCCCUGGGCUGAUGUACACACAGAAAGGAGGAUGUCACGCAGCUCUCUCCACUUCUACACCACACAUUUACUACCCGUGGAUGCUCAUUCACAGCCCAUCUUCACAAUCUGAGCCACUCUGGGACCUCCUCUGCUCAUGGGUGCGUUUUGGACCCCCCAAAGCAUCCCCACCCCUCCUCAUGGCACACAGACACCUUAAUGCUACGCAAAGCUGCUAUUCGGACAUCCUGGAUAUAUAUUCGUACCCCAUGUCUGCUGUGCUCUCUCUUACCUGUAUGGUUGUGAGUAUUGCCCUCUCAGCAGGAUACGUGCACUGACAGCAGCUCCAAGAGCUCCAUCCUUGCUACCAGAACAGCGCUCUCCAUCCUCACUUCACUCUGCAAACCUCAGCUGCAAUGCAAACUCACCCCAUUGCCAUCACCACCUCCAUGCAGGAGCCAUGCACACAAACAGCAUUGCAAUACAACACAGCAGGAACAUCACACAUUGCUGGGUCUCCAUCCAUCUGCACCCAUCACUCUUCCUCCCUGGGCUGCUGUGGAGGCUGACGGAUCAAGUCACAUCAAGACAAGAGGCAAAAGGCAUCGUGCAUUUUGUUCUGCAGUGUGACCUGCACAACUGUGUUUCCUGAUAAAACACCAUGGCCUCCUACCUUGUGUGCAGCCAACAAGGCACUUCCUGAUGCCUCCUCGGCCUCUGGAUGCACUGAGACUUCUUGGCACUGGACAAGGGCUCCUUCGUCUCACCUGAAGAUGCCACAUGACAACUUAACACAGAGGGGCACACCUGGAGAUCAGAGACAAACACUGAGCUCAAAGCUCACAGGGGAGGGGAAGCGGGAGGGCUCAGAAGCUGGGGAUGGGGGGAGCUGUGGUUCCUGGCUGGUUCUCCCUCUCCCUCCCACCCCAGAAAGCCAAUGUGCUUCCUUUGGACACCUGACUGCCCUGCCUUCAGUCAGGCUGACCUUUAAUAAAGCUCAUUUGCCAACUUUGAUGA
This is a messenger RNA of Coturnix japonica (Japanese quail), 2131 nucleotides long. It is a transcript of the gene SC5D, whose product is annotated as sterol-C5-desaturase. Gene Ontology annotation, molecular function: oxidoreductase activity; iron ion binding. Gene Ontology annotation, biological process: lipid biosynthetic process. The record is from RefSeq and is a predicted model, not a curated record. NCBI's taxonomy places the organism in Eukaryota, Metazoa, Chordata, Aves, Galliformes, Phasianidae.